Gordionus sp. m RMFG-2023 is the source of this 512-nucleotide messenger RNA. RefSeq names its product protein FAM32A-like. The record is from RefSeq and is a predicted model, not a curated record. Lineage: Eukaryota; Metazoa; Nematomorpha; Gordioida; Chordodea; Parachordodidae. The transcript is spliced from 4 exons. Bases 57 to 383 code for a protein of 108 amino acids.
AUUAUUUAUUAACAUUUUUAUAACAGAUUUAACAAAUACUGAGUUGUAAAUUGAAUAUGGAGUCACAAUCAACAGAUGAUCAAGAUCAAUUUUAUCAAAAAGGCCCAAUUAAAUUCAAAACAAAAUCUUCUAAAAAGAAGAAAAAUAAAGAUAUUUCCAAACCUAUAAAUAUUUCUAAGCCUGAAAAUCUUGCAAAAGUUAUCAUCACUCACAACAAAACGAAAGCUGAGAAGGUUUUUGAAGAGAGAAAGUUAGCAAAACUAACUGAUUGGGCAUUAGAUAAAGCAAAAAAGACUCAUAGACAAAAAGUUGAGGAAUUCAACAAAUAUCUUGAUUCACUUUCAGAAUAUUACGAUGUACAAAAAGUCAGCUGGACUAAAUAAUUUGUCUAAGAAUAUUUUACAUCUAUAUUAUAAUGUUUAUAUCAUUUAUUGAUUAAUAAAGAUGACCCUUAUUUUAUUAUUAUAAGCUGAACAAAUAUUAGAAUUUAAAGUGGUUUGAUUAAUUUAUAU